Pimephales promelas (fathead minnow) is the source of this 6017-nucleotide messenger RNA. It is a transcript of the gene zfpm1, whose product is annotated as zinc finger protein, FOG family member 1. Gene Ontology annotation, molecular function: RNA polymerase II-specific DNA-binding transcription factor binding. Gene Ontology annotation, biological process: positive regulation of transcription by RNA polymerase II; heart development; megakaryocyte differentiation. Gene Ontology annotation, cellular component: nucleus. Lineage: Eukaryota; Metazoa; Chordata; Actinopteri; Cypriniformes; Leuciscidae. The record is from RefSeq and is a predicted model, not a curated record.
UGUGUCGAUCGAGCCCCGUUGAGAACUGCGCUGUCUCUGUGCUUCACCGGAGUAGACAUAAACAAAUUAUUAAAAGCUACAGGUUUAGUUUUCUCCAGCAAACGUAUGCGCUGUCACCGGCAGAGAGUGUGUUUCGGCUAACGAAGAGGAUAGAUCGCGAAUCUGGGAAGACGUUGAAAAGUAACUAAGGCUCACUCGGCCACAGGUAGCUCUUUCAGCUCUGAAUAUCAAAGUACAGGUCAUGCGGGUGUCUCCGGCCGGACAGAGAGCUGUGUUCCAGUGCUGCUGUUACUGCUAGUCUCCCCGGUGGACUGAUCGCUUUUGCCGCAAGCUGAGCAGGAACGACGGAAUAAGCAUGUCUCGAAGAAAGCAGAGCAAACCCCGGCAGAUCAAACGCUCUAUUGGGGAUCUUAAUGGAGGUGAGGAUCCGUCUGAUGAUGUAAGCAUGUCAGGAGAGGAGGGCGGAGCUUCAGACCAGGAGGACUCUGCAGAGUGUGACGGUUCAAGUCCACCUUCAUUUACACCACUUUACAACGAAGAGCCAAGAACGCACGAGUCCCUGGCGGUGCCGGAUGAGGGUGAGGAAGAUGAGAAAGGACUGAAACGCUGCACAGAAGAUGAAGAGGAGGAAGAGGCAGAAGGGGAAGGGGAACCCCAGUGGAACGGCCCAGAUGAUCUUAUGCUAAGCGGCAGUGCUGAUGACUUCAAGGUCCUGGCCCUCAGGGACCUGUCAGGUGACACAGUGUGGGGUCCGUUUUCUGGCAGCAUCCAAUCAGGAGAGACCACAGAUGGACCUGCCAACGAGAGCCAUGUAAUGUCUCUGGAGUGUAAGGAGCCAGACUGCUGGCUCAGAAGAAUUCCUGUGACCUCAAGCCUCUCUGAGUCAAACUGCACCAUCUACAGUCAGGGAGGAGCUUUAUUCUGUAAGCUGACACAGGAGCUGUCCAGUGGAGAUGCUCUUCGGGCAACGCUGUCCUGCUCCACAGCGGAUCAUUCGGCAGCGACCCAGACCCACGGCGUGCGAGUGAAGGAGGAGCCUGUGUAUCCCGCUGCUCUGCACACUGAGAUCCAGCUCCUCCCACAACAGGCUGGCAUGGCUGCCAUCUUAGCAACUGCUGUCGUUAAUAAGGACAUUUUCCCUUGCAAAGACUGUGGGAUCUGGUACAGAAGUGAGAGGAAUCUUCAGGCCCAUCUUAUGUACUACUGCGCAAGCCGGCAGAAGCAGCAGACCGCCGCCUCUCCUCCACAGGACAAGCCUAAAGAUUCAUACCCUAACGAGAGGCUGUGUCCCUUCCCGCAGUGCAACAAAAGCUGCCCCAGUGCCAGCUCUCUGGAGAUCCACAUGAGAACACACAGCGGAGAGCGUCCAUUUGUGUGUUUGAUUUGCCUGUCAGCUUUCACCACUAAGGCGAACUGUGAGCGACACUUGAAGGUUCACACAGACUCUCAGAAUGGUUUGUGUCAUGGCUGUGGUUUCAUCUCCACAACGCGAGACAUCCUGUAUAGCCACCUGGUCACCAGUCACAUGGUUUGCCAGCCUGGCUCUCAAAGUGAGGUGUACUCACCUAAACCACCACUGGCUGGAGGCUUGAGUCCAGGAGACUCUGGCAUUGUUCUGAAAUGUCAAGUGUGUGGCUACUCUGCUGACACACCUGCCCUACUUCAGCAGCAUGUCCACACACACCUGGAGGUGAGGGUUCCAGCUGAAAGGAGCCCCACUCCUCGCCAGAGCAGUCCUCCUUCCUCUGAGCUCCCAGACCUGCAAGACAGGGAGCUUGUUGCCUGCGUGCCCCGACCCGACUCUUCGAGCCCAGGAGCCAAUGGCAGCUCGGCCUCUCAAGGCUGCAGUCCCCUCAACCAACUCACCAUCAAAGAGGAGCCAUGUUCAGACUAUGAAACCGAUGCAAAGGAAGAAGAACAGGUGGGCAGUCCUCAAGUAAACGCAGUGGAGGCAAGCUCAUCUCAGUCUAAUUCCCCUAAGAGCCCCACCGUGGUGGCGGUUAAGACAGAGCCGGCCAGUCCCACCCCAGGUUCCAGUCCCGCACACUCUGGAACAGGGGGUUCAGUUGUAUCUGGAGGGGCAUUGUUCUUACCACAGUACAUGUUUAAUUCUGAGUCUGCCAUAAUGCCACAAGCAUCUGAGAUAUUGGCAAAGAUGUCUGAAAUGGUUCACAGUAGGCUUAAACAGGGACAAGGACCUGCAGCCGGACAGCAGACCUUCUAUCCACCAGGCUCUCCUGCCAGCGUUCAAAAGGGAGCCACUUGCUUUGAAUGUGACAUCACCUUCAACAACAUCAACAAUUUUUAUGUCCACAAGAGGCUUUACUGCUCCAGCAGGCAUCAGCAGGGAGAGGCAGCAGGUCUGACGAAGGAAGGGGCGGUCACUGCUGCUGCUCCUCCUACUGCCCAAGCUGCUUCACCUCAGGCCAGACCGGUCAGUCGUGCGGCUUCAGCCUCUCCAAGCUACCCCGACACGGCAACAGGAGGCACAGCCUCUGAGCCAAAGUUGGUGGAGAUGAAAAGUGAGGAUUCAGGGAUGAAAGAUCUCACCUGCUCGUCGUCCUCGGAGGGAGAGGGACCUGGGGGUGGGCAGGCCAGCGAGGGUAGCCAAAGUCCUAGUGGCUCCGCUGAAGACACAGACGACGAUCCCACUCGCACCUUCUGCCAGGCCUGCAACAUUCGCUUCAGUCGUCAUGAUAACUACAUUGUCCACAAGAGAUUCUACUGUGCCUCAAGACAUGAUCCCUCCAACCAGCGACCCCAUUCUGGCAAGACAGCCUUCCUUCCCCAACCUAUCCGCACGCGCAAGCGCAAGAAGAUGUACGAGAUCCACAUGGCUCAAACCGAGGCUUUAGCUAAUGCCACUGCUUUGCCGGCAGCAACAAGUCUGGGGGUGAAACAAGAGGGCCCUUCCAUUCCUCUUUUGCCCCAAAUGUCCACACCAACACAAAGCUCAAGUCCUGAGGGCGAUGGACCCAUCGACUUAAGCAAAAGACCCCGACUAAGAGAAAGCCAAAGUGGGAGCAGCAUUCCCGCUCUCCCCCUUACUGACUACCACAAGUGCACCGCCUGCAGCAUUAGCUUCAACAGCAUUGAGAACUACCUGGCCCACAAGACCUACUACUGCCGGGCAACUACCCUGCAACCGCAAACUAUGGAGCAGCUUAACCGGCUAAAGAGACCCACUUCCACUUCACCGAAGAACUCUGAUGCCAAAGGGCUUCAGAUAGGUAAAACUGCGGUGGUUGCAUAUCCGUCCACCUUGCUUGGCUCUGAAACCACCCCUCCACAUGUGCAGGGAGCAAAGACCCCGAGCACCUCCCCAGUGAUGUGUCCCUACUGCCCUCCCAACAAACUGCUGACCUGUGAUCUGAUGGAGCAUUUUAAAACAACUCAUGGUCUGGUGCUCACACUACAGCAACAUCUUGAGGCGCAGUCCGCAGGAGUGAGUCCCAGUUCUAGCCUAAGCCCUAGGGAAGGAGCUCCUCUCACCCCACCUAAACCAAGCCCUCGGGCCCAUAAGGACAGUGUGAAUGGCCGGAGCAUCAAGUUGGAAGCAACUUCUCCUUCCUUACCUGUAGUUAAUGGAAGUCCAGUAGAACCCAAGUCUGUGGGGUCUGCUUCUCCAAAAGCUGUACCCCCUGCCCUCUCCCCUACAGGAGUAACUGUAUCACCUGUGCCUGAAGCGCUUAGAGAGGUUGGGCAGCUAAGCCACACCCCAUUGCCCAUACUCCUCCCUGAAAAGGCGGUCCUUGCUGUAAACCACGCCCACACAACUCCGGCCAUGCCUAAAACACCCCUCGUCUCACCCAUGCAGAAUGGGAACACACGCUACUGCCGGCUGUGUAACAUCAAAUUCAGCAGCCUCUCCACUUUCAUUGCACACAAAAAAUACUACUGUUCCUCUCACAGUGCCGAACAUGUCAAGUGAGCCCUCUACCUAGUCCAUUCUGCCAUUCCUCUAAUGCAUAGAAGUGCCAAUCACGGCACUGCCCGACCUGAUCUGGACAGAGCAUGAUAGCGGGACUGUUACUAGCCAGAUACAGAGGUUUUCAUGCUGACCAUGUUAUCUGGAGUUGUUACUAUGGUAACUUAUUACAUGUUAUGGGUCAAGUUUUUAUCACACUAAGAGAUGAGACUACCUGCACACAGAAUGUGCCCCACUGACCUAUUCCCACAUUCCUGCAGACUUCUCAUUUCACUUCUAAGUUUAGAAAUCUGCUGAUGGAAAGUAACCCUUUAAUUAGCUUUUGAAAAUUGUGUUUUAAUCACUCCUAUGUUCUUAUGUUCCUUCUAAUCAAUGAUGGCAUUGUAUAUUUGUAAAAGAUUGUUUGUCUGAGCCAUUUUUUUUUGUUCUAAAUUGCUGAUUUGAGGUAAAUUCUGACCCCUAGUGGAGGUCUCUAUAGAAACCAGUCGGCAGAUUUUUGUCAAUACACUGACUCAAAAAAUUUUUUGUAAAAAACUGAGUAACCCAGUUGAAAUGUCACCUGGUUACCAGUUCAAGAUGAAAGAAAAAAUGUGAAGAAACUAUUUAUCAUUUGAUUCCUAUUGCAUUUCAUGCGAGUUAAAUACUACCUAGUUUCUUUUUAAAGAAAUACUUUUUUUUCGUUUUAAUACUGUCAAAAGGAUCCAUUUCAAUCUUCAGUGUGGUGUAUUUUCUUGGUUCUUGAAUAUGUCAUAUUUGACUUUUUUUGGCAUUGAUCAAUGGGACUUGAGAAGUAAUUCUUUAAGUGUUGGUCUAGCACGGGAGAAGACGGCACAAACUAUUCCGUCUCAGUAUUUGGUCUUGGCUCCCAGACAGACGUUUUCCAUCAGAUGGAUGUGCAUUUCGGAUCCAAGGACUGUCGUAGGGUUUUAGGGUUUGGAUUUCAAACAGUGUAAGAUGGUUGUUCUGUUUCUAGUCACCAGCUCACCUUGUCUUUGUCCCUAACAAAAAACCUUCACUGCUUCAAAUCCAAAACCCUUUUAACCUGCUGAAAAGUGCCAUCUGUAAUCUGACAAACUGUCAUGGACAUGCAAAGAAAGGCAUGCUUGUUUGGUCUUUUUUCUUUUUUUACCUUGAAAUGAAGUAUAGCAUAGAAGAUUCAUAUCAAUGUCUUGCACACUGUUGAAUAAUGUUGAAGGCCACUGAAAGAAAGAGAAUUGGAAACUGACUCAUUGCUCGUAUUGCUUCUUUCUUAAACUGGCAAUGAUGCAUCGCUCUUGUCCUUCUCUCGUUUGCUCUGUUUCUCUCAUUCUCAAUGAUGACUCAGUGACGUUUUAUGCUCCUCUACAUGUGCGUGUAUGUUGAAAAGAACAGCGUCAUGCAAUCUAUUCUCCUGUGCAGGCUACCUUGGCAAAGCCUUAACAAAGACUCUUGUCACUAUGUCUGAAACAACGGGUCACUUAUGUCCACAAUGCUCGUCACUCUCCCCCACUAAGUGGACUUUGUGUAUGUUACAAGUGGUGUUUCCCAUUUCCUGUGUUACAAAAAAAACAACCUCAGUCAUCUCUGCGGUAAGAGCAGGAACACGCAAAAGUGUGUGCAAAUGAGAAAAGUUAUAAUUUCUCUCUGCUGUUGUGGUUUUAAAACGGUGUUGCAACCGUCAUCAACACAGACGGGCGUUUACAAUUCCAUUGUUUUAUCAUUUAGCGACUCUCACAAGUCCAAAAGACCAGUGCUGAAAACCUUUGACCUUUCCAGAUCCCUUUUCUAUUGCACUGUGUUGUACAAAAAUGCUGAAUGUUUUAGUUAUAGAAGCUUUUUUGUAUGUAUUUAUGUUUUUACAGCACUUUUUCUUGUUCAAACCUAUCCCCGAAGGACUAACUCGUGAAUUUAGAACAUUUUAACACAAGUGAAAGGUAAUUAAAAUACUUUGUGAAUAAUUAAAAAUGUUGAUGGAAAAAUAAUGAAUGUCAACCUUUUUCUUUGUUUUUUUUUCUUUGUUUUUUCUCAUUUCAACUACAAAAAGUUCCACUACACACUUGUCCAAACUAUGCAUGGGAAAUAAAGAGUCCAGAAGGACAUUCAAAGUGCA